AUGGCCGCAGGGGGAACGAUUAUUAUUGAGCCAGAGAAUUUGACCUUGGGCUCAUCGCUACCUCCCGGAAACCCACAUGGAGUUAGCGUUCAUUUGCCCAAAUGGGCUGAUACAGUCGGGUGGGCACGCCGCGAAUCCCGGGUGCUCAAAGCGAUGAAGACCGGAUACCCACGCUUCUUCGUCCCUCGAGUGGUGGAUCGGCUGGCGAACCGGCUCCUGGAAGAACAAAAGUCAGAGAUUGGGGGUGGAACAGGAGACCAGAAGCUGGCAAUUCUUCUGAACUCUAUCCAACACGCUCAUCUCUGCCGCAAGGUACUCCCAAGAUUGAGUUCGCAACCCAAACGGGGUGAGCCCCCAGACAUCGGAGUGUACCUCGUGACGUGGGAGGGCCAGAUUACACCUGUACCACAGGAAUGUGUCACCGACCGACCCCAGCGUACGCAGGCCGUCGGCGAGGAGGACAUUUUCCUCGUCGCAUUUCCGGCCGACAUAUAUCUGGCGGCCAAGGCCUUCUGGCAGCACACCGGCUUCGGCAUCUCCAGCAGGCGUGCCGCGUAUUGGCUCGAAACUGCGCCCUUUCUCGUUCCAACCACGGCCCCAAAGGCCCUGAUUUCGCCCACCGAGAGAGCGAGACAGCUCGGUGAGGGUUUAGACGCACUCAGAACGCGAAUCGCCGCCGGGCAGUCGUCGCCCCCAGACAAUCUCCAUGUCGACCUAUCCGACGUCUUCCUCUUCCCCACAGGCAUGACGGCGAUUGCCGAGACUGCCGCUACGAUCAAGUCUCUCCGUCCGACGGAUUCUUCCUCUCCUCCUCGUGUCGCAGUAUUCGGGUUCCUCUACGUCGACACGAACAAGGUCCUCUCCCGCAUUCUAGGUUUCGAGGCAGUGCAGUACCACUCAACGUCGGCCUCGCUCUCAGUGCUCGAAGCCGACCUCGAGGGCUCGCCAACGACGACGGAUCAGACAGCGACAGCGAAGCGGCUCGACCUCCUGGUGACCGAAUUCCCGGGAAACCCGCUGCUGCAGGCGCCGGACCUGGAACGACUGGGCCGGUUGGCGCGCACCCACGGAUUCGCCCUCGUCGUCGACGACACGGUCGGCACCCACGUCAACCUUGCCUUACUUGCUCAUUGCGAUGUGAUCUGCACCAGCCUGACGAAGAUGUUCAGCGGCGCCUGCGACGUCAUGGGCGGCAGCGCCGUGCUGAACCCUGCCUCGCCGUACCGGGACCGGCUGGCGCGGGCGCUGGGCCGCGGCCGGGCCGGGCCGGAGGAGCGGGCAUGGUUCUGGGAGGACGUGGUACGCAUGGAGCGCAACAGCCGCGACUUUGGCGAGCGGGUGCGCCGCGCGAGCGAGAACGCCCGGCGGGUGGCCGGGAUGCUGCGGCUGAGCGGCUCCGUGAGCGAGGUGUACUACCCGCUCGGGAGCCCCACCCAGAGCUGGUACGAUCGGUAUCGGAGGGAAGGCGCCGGAUACGGCUACUUGUUGUCGAUCAAGUUCAAGACACCGGCGCGAGCGGUGGCCUUUUACGACGCCCUGGAUGUGGCCAAGGGGCCGAGCUUGGGCACCAACUUCACUUUGUGCUGCGCUUACACUCUGCUGGCGCACUAUAAGGAGCUGGAAUAG
Messenger RNA from Thermothelomyces thermophilus ATCC 42464, 1626 nucleotides. RefSeq lists its product as uncharacterized. The record is from RefSeq and is a predicted model, not a curated record. Bases 1 to 1626 code for a protein of 541 amino acids. Lineage: Eukaryota; Fungi; Ascomycota; Sordariomycetes; Sordariales; Chaetomiaceae. Gene Ontology annotation, molecular function: cystathionine gamma-synthase activity; pyridoxal phosphate binding. The transcript has 3 exons. Gene Ontology annotation, biological process: transsulfuration.